Messenger RNA from Cladophialophora psammophila CBS 110553, 831 nucleotides. RefSeq lists its product as uncharacterized. Bases 1 to 831 code for a protein of 276 amino acids. NCBI's taxonomy places the organism in Eukaryota, Fungi, Ascomycota, Eurotiomycetes, Chaetothyriales, Herpotrichiellaceae. The record is from RefSeq and is a predicted model, not a curated record. The transcript has 2 exons.
AUGGCGGGAGCUCGAGAGAUACCAGUCUUCAUCGUCACGCCGCCUUCAGAGGAUGGACCGACAUCGACCGUCAGCAUAAUGAUGACGCGACAUUGGGGGCUCUGGGCCAGCGGAGCCCUGCGAAAGCUAGACCGAACAAAUGCAAAAGGGGAGAACUACUGGACCAGCGGUGACGAUGACAUCGAGCUGGUCGAGUUGUUGCCCCGGAACGACCCGCCUGCCGUUGGUGGUAGACAUAUCGCUGAAGGGAAACACAGACCGAUUGCAGCCCACGAUAGACCUUUUGCAACGGCUCCUGUCAACAAAGGAAUCCUCGAAAGGCGCCAGGGCACCAAAGAGCGAGGACGAGAUCGAAUUAGAGAGGCUCCGCAAGAGCAAUUCGUCAACAACAACGGUGACCACAGUUCAGUCUCCGAAUCAGAGAGGCUGAUUUUUUGCAAGAAUCAUUUAGCAGUCCUGGAAUCCAUCAAGUUUCGAGGUGAGAUGAUGCACGCAUUUGAGAAAGAGUGCAAGAAGCCAUGGUUCAAUGCAGACGAGUUUGAAGAUGACCUCCCACCGCUUCUUCCGCCUACAAGGCAUAUUCGAAUAAAGGCAGAGGAGUUACUGAAGGAAUUUGCCGAAAACCCAAUUGCAGAUGUCAGAGAUUUGCUUGUAGCAGGAAGGCAACGCAAGACAAGUGUCUGUAAGGCGUGGCAUGGGGUACCGGAAAUCCAUGAACAAGAAAAUGGUCGCAGUCCGUUGUUUGAGCCUAUCGUUGACCUGGUUACUGUAGGAGGCAUGGAUGAUUGGAAAGACGACAACUGUCAGGCUUGGGAGGAUAUAAUGGCUUAG